CACGCCCAUUUAUUCAUGACGUCACAUGACAUCGGAAAACUAAAGGUCAUAAAAGUUGAAGGGUCCAAAGGUUGGAAAAUUAAGAUGCUCCCCCCUCCACCCUCAUACAUGCCACGCCCAUCUAAUCAAGAGCAUGCUGUUCUGAGACAGGAGAUGGAGAUGUUCAAGACUUGUUUAGAGGAGAUCAGUCUCUCUGGGCUGGAAGGAUGCACAGUAGGAGAGCUAUGGACCCAUCUCUCAAACAGGCAGCCUGCCAUCGGUUUCGAGCUAGAUGAGCCUACCAAAUCAUACAUCUGGAGACAGCUGCUCAGUAGCAUUAAACCCAUCCUGGAGCACUGUCCUGUGUGUGUAUACCUCCUCCCACAUCCCAGGGAGUCUCUGGUUCAUUCAUUUCCGUCAGGUUGCCUAGACUACCAACAUCCUCAUCAGUACAGGUUCAUCAAUGAUACCACUAGUAGUAUACCUGUGAAGGGCUCGUGUGUCUCCUACCAUGAGAGAAACAAUGUAACCAUGGAGAUAGCCAAUGAGAGGCCUACCCUCGAAACAGCAUCUGAGAAGUAUGGCAAUUCUCUGGUACUGGUGGCCAGUCAGGAGUUGAGGGAGAGAGUCCUCACUCCAGUAGGAGGGGACUCGUGUCUCGAGGUCCCUGAUGUUCAGUACGGACUCUUAGAGGUGGUAGGUGCGGCCAGGCAUUAUGGGAUAUCGCGACCUUUUGUGACCUCCAAGUACCUAAAGGUGGAUGCUAGGAGCACAUUCUUUUAUGUUAAGCAAUUGAAGAAGAGAGGACUGAUUGAUAUUAAGAAUCAGAAUCGAUCCAUUUCCGAGAGCCGGACUGGUUCCACAUUCAUGCUGUACCUCUCUGCAUUCAAGGAACUGGACUGGGAAGUACCGGAUAAAAAGGAACAAUUCUGUUCCAUUCUGAGUCGAGCUCCAUACCAGUGCAUGCGUAUCAAGGAACUCUAUAGUCAACUAGGUAAAAGAGUGAAGCCAUUGAAGAAAGAGCUCGUAGAGAGUGGUCACGUGGAGAAGGUCCUGCUCAAGACCGUGUCCGAGGAGUAUGCCAACGAUCCUGACCUCGCCAACACUCAGGCCAUUCGUCUGAUAAAGCCGUACGUUGCCAAGGAAAUAGUCGAGGAUGAUGACGAUGACGAGGACGAAGGUGAUGACUCUUCAUUGAAGACGCCCCUGAUAGCUGAGUUGCCACUGGAGAUGCAGGCGUACCGCCUCAUUGACAGCUUUGGACCAGCUGGAAUCCCUUUCCAGGACUUUGUUAUGAGGAGGGGGCUAGAUUUAGGGAAGUUCCCUAAUCGAAGCAUUGCUAACAGCCUCAUCAAGAAGUCCAAGGUAGUGGCCAUUAUUCAGGACACAGCUGCCAUCAGGACAACCAGUUUGGUGUCUGCGAGUCAUGUGAGUAAGAACCAAGACUACCAGCAGCUGCACGCCGAGGCUGCUCGUAGCGGACUAGGCAGUGGAGACCUACCCAUUCUCACUGGAGCCAGUUAUUUCCCUCCGGAGGGAAAGAGAGAGAGAAAGGAUCGUAAGAAAACCAAGACUACUGAGCUACGUGCCAUCAAAGAGGACACCCCUGUAAUAGAGCCAACUAACAAGGUUCCUGGUAUGCUCUUCAUAGCUGAUCUAGAUGUCUCGGCUCCAAACCUGUCUCCGAAUGAGACUGUAGAUCAGUUACAUUCCAGAACUCCCGUGUCUGCCUCUCUUUCAAGAUCUGUGUCACCUGCUCCUUCACUUCUUGGCAAAGUUCGACAUAACAUGAGAACGUACAAGCAGAUAAGGAGAGAGAGAAUCAUCCAGGAAUUUUUUGAGAAGUAUCAUGUGGUGUCCAACUUGGUGAACCUGUCUAAGUACGUUAGGGAUGAAGAGCACCGCGAUAAACUGGAGUAUGUGGUGGACAACAAGACGCUGAACAAGAUGGUCACUAAACUAAUUGCCGAUAAUAAGCUCUGCUCACGACAGGUGACCUUUACAGCGGAUGCCAGUGACCACACCCCCUCCCAUGACGAACCCAUCACCCAAACUAUCACUCUCUUCUGUGCUCCCUCAGCUACAGAAAAGGAGAUAUCUGCGGCUCAAGAGGCUGCUCACGGAGCUUUCUUAUCCGCCACUCACAGAAAGGCUCUCAGGACUAAGGUUAAGAAGCCAAAGAAACAAAAGGCGGAGUCUCAGAGUGAUGUAGAGCAAUCGGAAGAUGAACUUGUGGAUAUUCCAAAUCAUGUAGGGUUCACGACAUCCAGAUUCCAGCGCCUGAAGCAUUUUCACUGCUACUUGUGGAUCCUAGCCUUUGGACACAGUCCUGAAACCACCUCCCCUCAAGACUCAUCUGACCACACCCUCCCGGACACUCGUAUUCUCUCCAAGACUAAAUGGGUGUCCGCUGUAACCAAAUUGCCUUCCUUGAGUAAAGGCCCGGGGUGGCUCAACUUCUAUGACAUCACUAGAAACAUUCCCCUAUCCCUUUUUCUCAUUCUUACUAAAAUCACAAAGAAGAUACCGUCUCGAUUCUUGCCCUACUUCCAAGAUGAUCAGCUGUUCAAUGGCACACUGAGGGACCUCCCACCAGAGCUACAGAAGGCCCUCGUUUAUAACAAAGAUUUUCGGCGAGAUAAUGCCCAAGUGGCUCAUCUGCUGGGACUGUCUGAGGAGGUGGGGAUUCUCUCAAUGGAGGGCAACAACAACCCCAGAGACCGCUCACAGCUGUUUGCUAAACUUGCUACCACGGUGACAAUCCUCGAUACCUCACCCUGUAAACCGAGGCGAUCGUUUUUCCUCAACGAUGCCUGCUCCCUGUUCAAGGAGACCGUGCUCAGUCUCACGUGUGUGGCCGAUGUGGAGAGGUACUGGUUCGACCUGCAGCUCAUAUGCCAGCAGACUCCCAUCAUACUAGGAGAGAGAGGCCCAAAGAAGGACCCAGCUGUCACUGACACCCACCCUCUCAUCUAUCGCCAUACCGACUACAUCAACGUCAAGAAGAGAGGAAACGAGUGGACGGCUGAGUUCAAUCAACAAGGCUUCGGUGCGGGUGGCCUACCUCCAUUACUGUUCUCACACAGCAGUCGAAACUGGUUUUACAACCACUCUGUGUUGGAUUCCCAUUCCCAUACAGUUGAUUCCAGUACCACCGAGUCGCUACCUGGAGUGUCCCUAAUGGACCUACCAUACACAGACAUGAUAGACGAAGAGUGUGAGGGUGUGGAGGAUGUGGAGGGUGUGCCUGCCGCUAAGAGGAAGAAGCUGUCAUCAUCGAGGGGGGGUGGUGUGCGUGUAAUAACUGUGCCCAGUAGUCAGGUGGUGAGACACGAGGGAGGGAGGGGAAGAGAAAGAGUCAGGAUGAAGAAAGUGCACAAGGCUGUGAAGACUGCUCGUAAAGUCAUAUCAAAGCAGCAGUCUCACCAGACACAGCGUUUCAAGGUAUUCAAUGAGAUCAGCAUGGUGAUCGAGGAUGACACGCUGGUGAAACGGGAUAGAGGGCGUGGCAGUGACGAGGGAGACAAGGGGCAAGAGGGACGUACCUACUGGAACACAGAGCAGGGAAACUAUAUUCUCUCUGCCUAUCUGGCGUGCUGCCUCCUCCAUCGGAAGGGUGCUCCUCGCGUGACCUACACUCAAAUCAGGGCCGCACAUUUGAAGAAGUUUCCACGCUCUAAAUGCACCAUCACGUCUGUCAAACGCUACCUUACCGUGCUGCUCAAAAAAAGCCCUCACAUCAGGAGCACUUUGGAAGUCAGGAUGGCAGAGUGUCUACAGGAAAUGGACAGUAUGGGUGUCGAAACUCCGGAACUCACUCUCAAUGGCAUAGUACAGUUCAUCAGUAAAAGGUCACAAGCUUCUAAGAGGAUGCUCUCACAAGAGUUGCUCCUGCCCAGAACAAUGGAGGAGCUGUACAGUAACCACACACUCAUUGGAGGACCUAAGGCAAAGAAGUCUCCGACUGUACCUGUUGUUCAUGGGGAGCGAGAAGUUACGCAAGCACUAAUCACUGAUCUUAUCAUUGCCACACUAGGUGCAGAUGAGUCCACGUACGAUCAAUACAAGACAUUCAAACUGUUUGAGUCAUUCCCUGAGGCGGAUGUAAAGAUAGUACUGGACAGACUGAGGCAGCUGCAACUCAUCAAGAGAAAAAAGCAGAAAAUGGUGGGUGUUCCAGCCAAGCAGAGUCCACUGGAGACACAGCAGUACGGCAUCAAUCACAACUUCUAUGCCAAACUGGAAGGUCACUUUCCUCCAAAUCUGCUUCAAGACACUACCGACUUCCUGUGUGUGCUAGACGAGGAUCAAAGGUCAUCUGACGAACAACCAGAGGAGGGUGAAAGGUCGUCUGACAGACAGCCGGGGGUGGGAUGGUCGGAGGAUAUACUGAGAGUACACGGGGAGAGAGCCCGGGCCACCACUGUAGCAGCUCUCCUCGGGGCAGCCUCGCGAGGGAUACCAAUGGAAGUGAGAGCUGUACUACCUGAGCCACUGUUUGAGGAGUUAGCGGAUCAGCCUGACGAUGAGGACUCUCUCGGCACCUCGUUGGGGGAGGAGCUUGAUGGAGGAUCGGAUGGAGACGACAAAGAUGAAGAAGAAGUUAAAGACGGUCCGUCGCUCACGAAUGAGAUGAUUAUUAGGAAACUGAAGUACGGCACUGGAGGUGUGAGUACAUUGUUUGGUGUGGGAGCUGGAGCUGUGAGGCACGGGUAUGUGGAGGUGGAGCCAUCUGUAUGUGUCGGGAAGCUGUUGGAGCGUGCUCAGAGCGAACAAUAUGGCCACCUUCAACCAAGUGAAGAGAAAAUGGAAGAAGAAUUGACAGAUCAGCAGCUAGGAAAAUCUCACCAAAAAAUGACUCUGGACAAUUAUUUGAAUAUUGGGAAGAAUUAUCUCGAUUUUACUGACUCAGAUAUUUUGUUUGCCCAAGAGCUUUAUAGAAUUAUUGAUGAAGGUGGUGACCACGGAGUUCAAAGGUUAAAUCUGGAUACCCACAGUGCAUUGACUCACUUGCAUCACCAGCACAGCCUAGAGCUCCACGUACAGUCCCUUCUGAACUUUGACCUGAUCUUUCGAGUGGGUGUGUGUGAGGAGUGUCUUGUGACGAGUGCCCACUCAGGCCGUUGGAACAUGUGUGCAACAGAGGACUCACACCUCCACACAGCGUACCGUCCGUGGGCGGCUCUCACACCCCCACACCUCAACACCCCCCUCCUGGAGAAGUACCAGCAUGGUGUGCUCAUGCACAUUAUGGCUCACCCUGGCAUCACCCUGGUUGAUCUGUUGAGACAUUUCACGUCCAUUCUCACUGUCAAUGGCCUCAGGGAGAUCCUGCAGGUGCUGGAACUGUCCAAUCAAAUCAAGAGCUAUCACACGCUGACCAGAGGAGAGUGUACACUGUUUGGGAACAACGAGAGCUCUUCAUUAUACUUUGAUUAUUAUGAACCUGUUGCUUAGGAUAAUGUGUAUGGUGCUACAUGGACAAUAGUUUAACAGACACAUUUUUAAGAUCCCAUUUAUCUCCUUAUAAUUAUGUAUGUCUUUGAUUCUCAAAAUUGAUUUCUUAUAAUAUUUUUCUGCAUCAUGCCAUGUACUGUAUUUUAAAA
Halichondria panicea is the source of this 5585-nucleotide messenger RNA. RefSeq names its product general transcription factor 3C polypeptide 1-like. The record is from RefSeq and is a predicted model, not a curated record. Lineage: Eukaryota; Metazoa; Porifera; Demospongiae; Suberitida; Halichondriidae. Gene Ontology annotation, cellular component: transcription factor TFIIIC complex. Gene Ontology annotation, molecular function: DNA binding. Gene Ontology annotation, biological process: 5S class rRNA transcription by RNA polymerase III; transcription initiation at RNA polymerase III promoter. The transcript has 30 exons. Bases 16 to 5436 code for a protein of 1806 amino acids.